This is a messenger RNA of Glycine soja, 1508 nucleotides long. RefSeq names its product 1-aminocyclopropane-1-carboxylate oxidase homolog 1-like. The record is from RefSeq and is a predicted model, not a curated record. Lineage: Eukaryota; Viridiplantae; Streptophyta; Magnoliopsida; Fabales; Fabaceae. The coding region runs from base 70 to 1197 and encodes 375 amino acids. The transcript is spliced from 3 exons.
CCUCAUCACCAAUGUUUUUCUUUUUUCACUCUACCCUUAGAUACUUUACUGUUUCUGCUACUUUCCACUAUGGUGGUCACCACCGGCACAAAUGAGUUAGAGACAAGUGAUGGCUCUACUUAUGAUGGUAGAGCUGAACGAAUAUCUUUUGAUGAUUCAAAAACUGGGGUGAAGGGCCUUGUAGAUUCUGGGAUCACAAAGAUCCCACGCAUGUUCCAUUCUGGCAAAUUGGACCUCAGUGAGACCUCACUAAGUGCCUCAAAUAUCAUCAGUAUCCCGAUCAUAGAUCUUCAAGAGGUUAACAAAAGUUCAUCUCUGCAUGCUGAAGUGGUUGACCAAAUUGGAAGUGCAUGCAGAAAGUGGGGUUUUUUUCAGGUGAUGAAUCAUGGUGUUGGUGUUGAUGUUUUGGAUGAGAUGAUAUGUGGAAUCCGUAGGUUUCAUGAACAAGAUGCUGAGGUAAGGAAAACCUUUUACUCCAGAGAUAGCAAUAAGAGAGUCAGAUAUUUUUCCAAUGGUGGCCUGUUGAGAGAUUUGGACCAGCCUGCCAACUGGAGGGAUACUAUUGCUUUUGUUGCAAAUCCUGAUCCUCCCAACCCAGAAGAAAUACCAGCAACAUGUAGAGACAUUGUGGCUGAGUAUUCAAAGAAAGUAAGGGCAUUGGGAGUUACAAUCUUAGAGUUAUUGUCAGAGGCUCUUGGUCUUGAUCCUUCUUAUCUUAAGAAAAUGGACUGCUCUGAGGCACUUUUUAUUAUGGGUCACUACUAUCCGGCAUGCCCUGAACCCGAAUUAACUCUGGGCUCUACGGAGCACACUGAUAUGGACUUCAUGACAAUACUUCUGCAAGAUCAAAUGGGUGGUCUUCAAGUUCUUCAUGAGAAUCAAUGGAUUAAUGUUUCUCCUGUGCAUGGGGCACUUAUUGUUAACAUUGGAGAUCUCUUACAGCUUAUGACAAAUGACAUGUUCAUCAGUGUUAAUCACCGGGUCUUGGUGAGUCAUAGCCCUAGGAUUUCUGUAGCAAGCUUCUUUAUGAAUUUUACUAUGCCCAAGUGUACUUCAAAGAUUUAUGGUCCAAUAAAGGAAUUGUUAUCAGAAGAAAACCCUCCAAUCUACAGGGACAUUACUAUGAAAGAUUUCUUGACACAUUAUUAUUCAAAAGGCCUUGAUGGGAACUCUUGCUUGCUACCUUUCAGGAUCUGAAUCAAAUAUGCAUAAAUAGAUUGGUGCACUCUUGAUUCUCAUGGAGAAGGCUUUAACUCUUUAAUCAUUAUAAAUAACAGGAGCCAUUGACUGUGAUUUUCUGUAUAUAGGGAAUUUUAAAGGACAUCUUAGUAUUUAAUUAUAUAUAUAACAUAGUUUGUGUGUAUUGUUAACGGUUUAGCAAGUGCACCAAAUGUCCAAGUAGUAAAACUCGGAAGUCUGAGUGUCGAAUUCCACAAGGAUUUUAUUUUAUACUUUUACUAUGUGUUUGGAUGAGGAAUUUAAAGAUUUCUAGGAAAUUCAAAUUCACA